Molecule: messenger RNA, 2934 nt
Organism: Rhincodon typus (whale shark)
Lineage: Eukaryota; Metazoa; Chordata; Chondrichthyes; Orectolobiformes; Rhincodontidae
Gene: fbxl5
Product: F-box and leucine-rich repeat protein 5
Exons: 11
Coding region: 1-2262 (753 amino acids)
Biological process (GO): SCF-dependent proteasomal ubiquitin-dependent protein catabolic process; intracellular iron ion homeostasis
Cellular component (GO): SCF ubiquitin ligase complex
Molecular function (GO): protein binding
Source: RefSeq, a predicted model, not a curated record
AUGGUGAUAAACGGACCGGAACCGUACGCGGCGCUCCGAGUGCGGUGUAACCGGGACCAGAACCGUACGCGGCGCUCCGAGUGCGGUGUAACCAGACAGGAACCGUACGCGGCGCUCCGAGUGCGGUGUAACAGGGACCAGGAUCGUACGCAGCGCUCCAAGCUCAAUGUAACCAGGACCGGAACCGUACGCAGUGCUCCGAGAGCGGUGGCACAUCUUUGGACUUUGGGAGGAAACCGGAGCACCCGCUGGAAGCCAACGCAAACUUUUGGAGAUGUAUCGGAGUCUAACGAUGACUCCUUCUCUGUUGCUUGCUGUCGAUUCCCUGCAGACUCAGUUCUCUGUCUGUCUCUUUCUCUCUCUGUUUCUGUGUCCCAUACUCGGCAGCUGUCCAACACCAAUUUCUCCAACACCAGAGACUUCCAGUCGCUGCUGACCUCGCUGUAUGCCACCUUCACGGAGUUCAAGUCUCACGAGCAGAUCGAGAACGAGUAUAUUAUGGCCGAGCUACAGCAGAGGCUGCAGGCCCUCUCGGUCUGUAACAGCUCCGUCUCCAACGUACACUCAGACAACAAGCUUUCCGACAUGCUCAGCCUCUUCGAGAAAGGCCUCAGGACCUUCAAGGAUGAGUACGAGCUGCUGAACUACAGUCAGCAGCUGAGGGAGCGUCUCGAUGCCUUCACCAGGGACUUCAUCCCUCACAUGAAGGAGGAGGAAGAGGUAUUCCAGCCCUUACUGAUGGAGUACUUCUCCUACGAGGAGCUGAAGGAUAUAAAGGUGAAGGUGUUAGCCCGACAUGGCCAUGUCAACACCGUGGAGGUGCUAAAGGAGCUGCAGUUCCGACACCAAACCGAGGACCAGCAGAAACUGGAAAAGAACAGCUCCAGCAGCAACCAAAAAGCUGCAGAGUCGGAGCCCCCAGCCAACAACACCCACAUCUCCCAGCUGCCCCCUGAGGUGCUGCUGAAAAUCUUCGCCUACCUGAACCCUCUCGACUUGUGCCGCUCGCGCCAAGUCAACACCCGCUGGUCCCGGCUGGCAGGGACCGGUGCCCUCUGGAGACAUCUUUACCCCAUCAGCUGGGCCAGAGGUGAUUGGUACAAUGGGCCUCCUUGCAGUGUCAGCCUGGCACCAGAGUAUCCCUGCGACACAGGGGUAGAGGAUCAGUCCCAGGGAUGGGAUGAGGACGCCGAUAUUGAUGAAUCAGAGGAAUCCGGACGUGAACCGUCAACACUCAGCAAGACGCAGCGGGAGGUGCAGCUGCUGCAAGCCCUGAUCCAUUACUUGCUGCCCCAGGUCGGUGCAGCUGUAAGGACGCUGGUUUUGGCCUACAGCACUGCUCUGUCUAGCCAAAUGGUCCGGCAGAUCCUCAACAGCUGCUCCAGGCUGGAGUACCUCGACCUGACACAGACCGCGGUCACCGACUCUGCUUUCAACAGGUGCUGGAUGGGAAGUUACCAAGCUCUCCGCCACCUGGACCUGUCGGGUUGUGAGCGAAUCACGGACGCGGCGCUGCAGCAUCUUUCCCGAGCCCUGGGCGAGCUGGCGGAGGAGGAGGGUGAGGGCCCAGAGGCCUGGCGCUCUGAGUGUACCUGGGCCCCGCACGGCUGCCACUUGUGCCUGCCGGAGGAGCAGCUGGGGACCCAGGGGGAUGAGGCAGGCCGGGUCUGGCUGCUGCCGGAGGAGGAUCUCCUGGACAUUGAGGAGGCUGGAGGCUUGAAGAUCAGGAGCCAGCGAGCAGCAGGAGCACCCCAUCGAGAGACAUUGCCACUGCCUGGUUCCGUUGCUGCCAGGUGUAUCCGAGACGCUUACUGCCCACAGGCCCGGGCACCCUGUGGACAUAGCCUGUGCGCUGCUGGCACCAAGCUCAGGACUAACCGGCUGCCACAGCCUCAGUGCAACAAGAUGGUACGGACUCGUGGUCCGUGGCCUGGCCCGGGCUCCGGACGCUGGAGAGACGGAGCAGAGCCCGAUGCUCGCUCGCUGCGCUUCCUCAGUUUGUCUGGCUGCUUCCUGAUCACCGACCACGGCCUCAGGGCACUGACUCUCCACGGGGGCCUCCCAUUCCUGGAACACCUUGACCUGUCGGGCUGCCUGUUGAUUACAGGGCCUGGGCUGCAGGAGCUGGUGUCUGUCUGUCCCGCCCUGAGGGACGAAUAUUUCUUUUACUGUGAUAACAUUAGCGGUCCUCACGCCACCACGGCCAGCGGCUGUCAGAACCUCCAGUGCUCGGUACGGGCCUGCUGUCGCUCGGGAGAGUGACUCCCUCCCUCCUCUCCAUCACAGACGCUGUCCACCUCCAGUCCGAGCUGUGUCGGGAGAAGCAUUGGAGCUUCAGGAUAAGUCCCACCCCCAUCCCAUCUCCGCUGCGGCUAGGACUGAGAGCGGAUCCCCUGUAAAUAACCCUCUGAGUAAAAAGCCCCAUUCAUGUUCAGAGAACCUGUUGCAGAGACUGGGGGCGUGGCGCACACGCGGUGCUCCCCCCUCCACACCACCAAACAGGACAGGCUUCCUAGUGUAGUUCUGUGGGCUCUCCUAUCCCCCAUCUAGUUCAGGGACAGCUCGAUUUCUCACCCCCCAACCUGCGGCAUCGGGGAGGGAGGGGUGCGGUGGGGGUAGGUGCCCCCCCUCGCUUCACCCAGGGAAAGAGCACUGAAUGAGAGUCACGAGGAGCCCGACUUGUCGGGAGGAAGAGAGACAGAAAGAGAGAGAGGGAGGCGGUUACGUUCACUUGAACCCUUGUUCUCUCCCCCUCCUCCCAACUAUCCUCCGACUCAAUGACUUUGUCGUCUUUCCUUUCCACCCCCGAGGGCUGCACGAACCAAACUCAGACUCUAUCUUCCCCCCCUCCCCCUCCUUUUCUCUGGACGUGUCUCCUGACCUACAACUUGCAAAAGGUGUGUAUAGAUUUAAAUAAAACCGGAUGUGAUGAUC